AAUAAAUGAUCCGUCGGAGAGUGCGUUUGUAGGACAUCGUGUUGCAGCUCAAAUCACUUGAACAGCAACGAAGAAAGAAGGCGAAGAUGGAAAUCCCUCUCCUGAUUGUCUCACUGAUCUUUCUCUGCUUCUUUUCCUCUGCUCUCUCAUCUUCGGUGGUCACCCAUUUGCCUGGAUUCCAAGGCCCCCUGCCCUUCUACUUAGAGACAGGGUACGUGGAGGUGGAUCUGGAGCACGGCGGUGAGUUUUUCUACUACUUCAUUGAGUCGGAGAACAAGCCGGCGGAGGACCCUCUGUUCCUCUGGCUGACCGGCGGCCCUAGGUGCACUGUCUUCAACGGCUUGGUCUUCGAAAUCGGUCCCCUGAAAUUUGUGACAGCCGAGUACAACGGGAGCUUGCCGAGCUUAGUGUACAAUCCCUAUUCCUGGACCACGCUCAAAUCACUUGAACAGCAACGAAGAAAGAAGAAGGCGAAGAUGGAAAUCCCUCUCCUGAUUGUCUCACUGAUCUUCCUCUGCUUCUUUUCCUCUGCUCUCUCAUUUUCGGUGGUCACCCAUUUGCCUGGAUUCCAAGGCCCCCUGCCCUUCUACUUAGAGACAGGGUACGUGGAGGUGGAUCUGGAGCACGGCGGUGAGUUUUUCUACUACUUCAUUGAGUCGGAGAACAAGCCGGCGGAGGACCCUCUGUUCCUCUGGCUGACCGGCGGCCCUAGGUGCACUGUCUUCAACGGCUUGGUCUUCGAAAUCGGCCCCCUAAAAUUUGUGACAGCCGAGUACAAUGGGAGCUUGCCAAGCUUGGGGUACCAUCCUUAUGCCUGGACCAAGGUAGCCAACGUGAUCUUUUUAGAUUCCCCGUUGGGGUCUGGAUUCUCAUAUUCAAGAAAAUAUGAAGGGUAUGAUGCCAACGAUACGGUUUGGUCUGAACAGACUUAUAAGUUUCUUAUACAGUGGCUUGUUGAGCACCCACAGUUCAUCUCCAAUCCCCUCUACAUUGCUGGGGAUUCAUAUGCUGGAAAAAUUGUACCUAUGGUGGCCAAAAGAAUAUUGGAUGGAAUUGAUGAAGGGAAAGAGCCACUACUUAACCUCCAGGGUUACAUUAUUGGCAACCCAGCCACAGGUGGAAAAGUCGAUAGGAAUUCUCAAAUACCUUAUGCUCACAGCAUGGGAAUCAUAUCAGAUGACUUCUUUGAGAUGAUACAAAAAAGUUGCAGUGGACAAGACUAUCGGACUCCCACUGAUCCACAAUGCCAGAUGUAUCUUACCUCAUUUAACAAUUCAUUCUUAUCAGAAAUUAAUCAAGGACACAUUUUAGAAGUGAAUUGCCCUAUUUGCUAUUUGAACGCCUUGCAUGGUCAUGGGAGCACGACUUUUGGUAAACGAAUUUUGAAGCAGAACCAAAACAUUAUUCAGCCUCCAUUUCCUGAUCUGAGUUGUCGAUGUUAUGCUAGUACUUUGGCUUACUAUUGGGCUAACAGAGGCAUUGUGAGGAAGGCACUCAACGUCAGAAAGGGGACAAUUAAAGAAUGGGUAACGUGUAAUCGUCACUUACCAUACACAAAGGAACUCAAGAGUAAUAUGAAGUAUCAUCUUAGUCUUUUGCAAAGAGGCUAUCGAGCUUUGGUUUACAGUGGUGACCAUGAUCUAAUGAUACCUUUCUCGGGGACAAAACAAUGGAUAAAACCCUUAAAUUCUCCUAUUGUGGAAAACUGGAGAUCUUGGCAUGUUGAUGGCCAAGUUGCAGGGUAUACCAUGACAUAUUUCAAUAAUUUGACAUUUGCAACUGUGAAGGGUGCUGGACACACAGCUCCAGAGUACAAACCACAAGAAUGUCUAGCUAUGAUCACAAGAUGGAUUUCUGGCGCACCACUAUGAUGUAAUUUUCUUCCCUCCAUCAUGGAGUGUUAUCUUAAUAUGAAGAAUGAAGACUAUCAAGGAAAAUAAAAUUAAUGUUUUCAUUAAAGAUUAUUCUAUUAUCACGGUGAUUAUUAUUGUAUAUUGUUUGUCUCCCAUGGAGCUCUGAGCUGUGCUUUCAAACUAAAAAUUGAGUUCAGAUUGAUAAAAUUUAGAGAUUGUGUUUGUUUAAA
Messenger RNA from Zingiber officinale, 2083 nucleotides. RefSeq names its product serine carboxypeptidase-like 18. Gene Ontology annotation, biological process: proteolysis; secondary metabolic process. The record is from RefSeq and is a predicted model, not a curated record. The transcript has 17 exons. Gene Ontology annotation, molecular function: serine-type carboxypeptidase activity; acyltransferase activity, transferring groups other than amino-acyl groups. Bases 87 to 1871 code for a protein of 594 amino acids. NCBI's taxonomy places the organism in Eukaryota, Viridiplantae, Streptophyta, Magnoliopsida, Zingiberales, Zingiberaceae.